Messenger RNA from Bipolaris zeicola 26-R-13, 264 nucleotides. RefSeq lists its product as uncharacterized. Bases 1 to 264 code for a protein of 87 amino acids. The record is from RefSeq and is a predicted model, not a curated record. Lineage: Eukaryota; Fungi; Ascomycota; Dothideomycetes; Pleosporales; Pleosporaceae. The transcript is spliced from 2 exons.
AUGUCCAACCGACCAGUUCCAGUCACGGGCGAUCGACCCCUUGCACUCGUCUCCGCUUUAGACCUCAACACCUUCAACGGGCAAGUACUUUACAAGGCCGUGGUCAUGAAUUGCGCCGGGGGCAAUAUGUACGGGAAUAUCAGCCUUUUGACAGACAUUGUGGUGGGGUUUUCAAGGGGUGAGGCGCUGUAUAAGUUGUUGGAGCACGUGGAAGUUCAGGGUUGGAAUAGGAUUAUGGAGGUGGAUAUGAGAACAGAUAGGUGA